Thermochaetoides thermophila DSM 1495 is the source of this 4779-nucleotide messenger RNA. Its product is annotated as putative ARF guanyl-nucleotide exchange factor. Gene Ontology annotation, molecular function: guanyl-nucleotide exchange factor activity. Gene Ontology annotation, biological process: regulation of ARF protein signal transduction. Bases 1 to 4779 code for a protein of 1592 amino acids. The transcript has a single exon. The record is from RefSeq and is a predicted model, not a curated record. NCBI's taxonomy places the organism in Eukaryota, Fungi, Ascomycota, Sordariomycetes, Sordariales, Chaetomiaceae.
AUGCUCCCCACAGAUUCUGCCCGCCGCAGCGGCAGACGCAAACCCGACCUCAGCAUCGACACGUCGCCGCCCCUUCGGCCGUCACGCUCCAGAGACCGCAUUGGAAUCCCCCAUACGCCUAUUUCAUCCCAUAAGGACGGCCUCGCUCCGGCUGCUCCUAUCAUUCCCGCUGGCGGCGGGCCUUCCGGCAGGAGCAAGGCCGACAUCGAGACGUUCCUCGAGGGCCUGACCCCCGUCGAUGUUCCUCCGAUCGACAUGACCAACCCGAUUCCCAUUGAGCACGAUUCCCCGUCAUCCGAUCCCGACAACUGUCCCACCAACGACCGAGACUCGACAGACUCGCACGAUCUGUCACUCUCGCCCCGUAACGUCACGCGCGAUUCGCUCGUGGCGAACAUGCUGCUGUCCCUGGACAAGCUUACUCUGGGCCAGCUCGAUUCAUCGUAUGGCCCCUCGCGCUCUGUGUUUGACGAGCCUCCCAUUUACUCUCCUUUCCACAGCGACGACCGCGACCCGCGGUCCAUGACCUUUGCCUCGCGUUCCGGUCGCCCGGGCCAUCAGUACUCGUACAGCUCCGACUUCGACGCCGCAGACGACUCUAGCAGGCUGUCGUCCCGUGGCCGCCGCAGCAACAGCGGCUCCGGCUUCCAAACCGGCAUUGGGCGCAUCAAUAGCAUGCGUGAGACCUCCCAGCGCAGCCCCGGUCGUGUCUUGCACUCGCGUGGCCGCAAGGGCAGCAAGAGCAGCAGUAGCACAAGCAUUGACGCUGGUUACGCACAGGUAUUGGGUAGCCAGCGUUGGACCAGGGGUUUCGGUGGAAGACCAUCGAGCUUUGACGGUGAACCGCAGCCAUCUCCUGCUGCGUGGCAGCUUGAGCUCUCCAAUUCUUUCUUCAACGACGGCUUCGACGCCGCUCCGACCCCUACCGUCCCCGGCGGGCCUCGUAAGCUAAAUAACGUGCCCUCAUUGCCCAUCAUGCCUGCUCCUCCUCCUCCUCCUCCUCCUCCUCCCCCCCCGGAACCAAAGUCCGAGUUGAAGCCUUCUUCCAAGGGCGGAAGCUCGGCCCUCCCCCGCAGUGGGAGGUCUUCCCGGAGCUCUACCAUCGCCCGCAAAACCGAAAAGUUCACCUCUCCUCGUGAACCCCCUCCCAUUCCGACAUACGACUUUGACUCCGCCCCGGCUCCGCAUAUUGGCUAUGAAAAGUCCAAGGAUGCUCAGCUGUCUACCGCAAACAACACGACGAAGGAGAGCAAGCCCGGUUUCUUCCGGAGGAUGUUUGGAUCGGCGAAGUCAGUUGUCCCGAGCAGUGUCUCAACCCCCCAACUAGCCUUCCCAUCAUUGCAGGCCAAGAGUUCCACACCUCCGUCCCGCGAGGGCGUGGUCUCGGCCGCGCACACACUGCAAAAGAAAACCUCUUCGUUCUUCCGGAGAAGGAAACACUCUGUCACAGAGACAGACCACCCUCCUCCUGUGCCCCCUGUACCACCUGUGAAGCUUCCGCUCGAUAAGCCAGAGCCCAGCCCGAUGCCGAGUCUCCGCCGGGCUAUGGACCCGUUCCUGCAGGGCAGCUCUGGAACCUCGGCCGCUCAGACGCCUGCCGACACGCCAUUGCCCUCUGCUGAGAACCCGCUUGACACAGUGCAACAUCAGCACGAGCAGACAACCCCACGCCGCCCGACCGACGACGAAGCUCGCAAACCCACAAGAGGCUUCUCGCCCGACUACGACCCAAGUCCGAAGGCUGUCAUUCGCAAGGUCGACUCGGAACCCGUCAGUGGUCAGGGCUCCCGCCCCGUCGCGACCACCCCCCAUCGGUCAGGCCUGGAACCUGAUGUCGGUUCGCCGCCGCAGUCGUUCCUUCGGGACAAUAGCGACAGCGAAGACAGCCCAGUCCGGCAACGGAAGACGCCUUGGUCCGAGAGCCGUGAACAGGGCCUCCGGCCAGGUCCAGACCCGGAUAUCUUGCGGACCCGGACGCCCUCUCCAGUCAUGUCUAAGUCCAAGAGCGUGCCCAACCUCAACCGGGCGAGAGAGGAAGCUCGCCCGCGCCCUGGUCAGAGCAAGCGGCCGCCUUCGGUCACUAGGAAUGACCGUAGGGACUCGAACCUGCUCGAUGCGGGCGGCGAGACGAUGUACAAGCCCAGCCUGCCGAGCCUGAGGAUCGAGAGCGCCGAGCCAAGCCCCAAUGGCAUGGGCGCGGGCGAGUCGGUAAACCAGUCGGCCAAGUCCAUCGACGAGCCCGAAGUUAUCGUCGGUGACCCAACCGAAGAUGACCGCCAGAAGGCUCGGAAGAUUUUCGACGGCAAUGAGGACUUCAUCUCCAAGGACCGCGCUGCGGCCUGGAUGGGUGAAGAAGGAACUGUCCGCCAGCGGACCCUGCGUGCCUUCAUGGAGCUCUUUGACUUCGAGGGUCAGAGCAUUGUUGCUAGCUUGCGCCAAGUCUGCGAGAGGCUCCUCUUGAGGGCUGAGACGCAACAGCUCGAUCGGAUUUUGGUCGCCUUUUCGAAGCGCUGGUGCGAGUGUAACCCGAACCACGGGUUCAAAUCAGUCGAUGUCAUCCACACGAUCUGCUACUCGAUCAUGCUCCUCAACACCGACCUGCACAUGGCCGACAUCGAGAAGAAGAUGACGCGCAGUCAGUUCGUCAAGAAUACCAUGACGACCAUCCGGCAAGCUCUGGAAGACUCAGCCCCCGAAGCUUUCGAAAAACCGAGCAUUCUACCAGGCAAGAGCGCACUCGGCGAAGCUGAGCCCCGGACUUCGGAAGAUCACAAGCACAAUAGCUUCCGCUAUUCCUUCAAGCCGCCGCCGAGACCAACUUCUGCCCUGGGCAACAUGGGGGACCACGCUGCCACGGAGAGCUGCGGCCCGCUGGUUAAGGCUCCCUUCGAUGGGUCCCUUCGCGAUUGGGAAGAGCAAGUCGAGAUUGUGCUCAAGAACAUCUACUCGUCCAUCCGCGACGAUCGUCUGCCGCUCCUGGGCGGUGCCGAGCCCAGCCCGAUGCACACGCCCAAUACCCUGUCCGUCAUGGGCAUGCUGAGGCGGUCUCCGAGCGUUCUUAGCAAGGCGCCCUCGGAGGGUGUUGCCUCUACCCACCGCGGUAGGAUGCCGGUGGCUGGCCCGCCGUCGAGCUCGUCGCGGUGGAACUCGAAGAGCCGGUCGCGCCCGCGUGGCUUUGGCACGGGCUUCUCGUCCAGCAGGACAAGCUUCGAGGAUUCUAACUCAGUCUGGAGUCCGACUGAGUCCUCGGCCACGUGGAGCAAGCUGUCGCUGGGCCGCACCCACACUUCCAUGUCUAUGGACUCCUUUGGGUCUGCGUACCCGCGCGGUGAGUAUCAGCAGUCAAUUGGCUUUGCCAAUGCGCUCAGCCAGGCUAUCAUCCGCGAGGAUAAUCCGGAUGACCACAAGGAUGACAUCAGACAUGAUCAGCUGCUCGAGGAUGAGUCGCUUGAACUGGCAGGCCCGCCAUGGGUCAAGGAAGGCAUCGUCGUUCACAAGCAUCACCUCGACGGUAUUGACAAGAAAGCCAAGGAUCGCAACUGGACCGAGGUCUUUGCCGUCAUUCAGAAGGGCCAACUCAGCCUGUUCUCCUUCUCUCCCAACAAGUCGCUGCGCAACAAGGGUCGUCGCGGCCCGGGCCACAAUAACAGUUUACCCAAGGGCGCUGUUGUUGGCGGCGGUAACUGGCAGGAUAAUGCUACUAAUCUUGGUACCUUCUCGCUUCGCCAGACGCUGGCCUCGGCUCUGCCCCCGCCGGGCUACUCACGCACCCGUCCAUAUGUCUGGGCACUCUCACUGCCUACCGGUGCAGUUCACCUGUUCCAGGUUGGCACUCCUGAGAUCUGCAAGGAGUUUGUCAAUACAGUCAACUACUGGAGUGCGCGUCUCAGCACACAUCCCCUCACUGGCGGUGUCUCCAACAUUGAGUAUGGCUGGAGCGAUGCUGUCAUCAACAGUGUGCAGCGCACCAGCACCAACGAUGGCGUAGCGAACCGGCCCGCGAGCAGCACCAAGGGCCACUCUCGCCCUGGCAGCUCUGCCACUGCAGCCAUCACAGCCGGUCGCUCGUCCAUGCAAUCCGGCCGCAGCAUGCGCUCGGCCUCUUUCGACUUUCCCGUCCGUCCUGGCUCCGGCAGCUCUGGUGUUCUAGGCGGCACUCUCCCCCGCCACUUCACUAACUCCUCCAACCCUGGUAUUUCCUCCUCCAGCUCCGGCAAGAACGAAGGUAAGCUCCCCGGCGACCGCAUCCACAUCGUGGAUUGGACCCCUCCGCCGCAAUCCAUGCGCGCCAGCCCCCUUUCCGAAGCCGAACAACUCGCAUCUCUCGAAGCCUACGUGCGCAGCAUCGAAACCGAGCUCCAAACCCACAACGCCCUCCGCGGGCCGAUGCUCCAGGCCUUCUCCCCGCGCAGCGCCAACGCCGCUAAGGCCAUGGCCAACUGGGAGCGCAAGAGCGAGUACCUCCUGCGCGAGAGUGUCAAGUUCCGGACGUAUGUCGAGAGUUUGCGAUUCGCGGAGCAACGGAAGCGGGAGGUGUAUGAGGAGCGGGAACGGGCAAGGAGGGCCGCGAGGGGAGAGGAUGUGGAUGACUUAGAUGAGGCGGAGAAGGAGCAACAGAAGAAGGAGGGGGAGGAGAAGGAGGAUGUUGUGGUGGAUGUUGAGGCACUUAGGGAGGUCGGGGAGUACCUUAAGAGGGUGCAAAAGGAGGAGGAUGAGAAGAAAGACGGGGUCGUGGCUGAGGGCGGUGGGGUGCAGGUUACUGUUGGGUCAGUGCCUUGA